AUGGCACUCGAUUUAAAAACAAAAUUAGACAAAGAAUUAAAAGAUGAUGCUGAAAUUCGUAACCUUUGGUUAGAGGGCAUUCAUAACCGAGAUCAUCGACAAACAUUUAAAAAGAUCAAUGAAUUUUAUGAUUUUAUAAUUGUUGGAGCCGGGACUGCAGGAUGUGUAUUAGCGAGAGAAUUGAUUUAUAAUAUUCCAAAUAUUAAUAUUUUGGUAUUAGAAGCUGGUCCACCAAAUAUACAAGUUAAUGAUAUAAUGCGUUCACCAUGUGCUUAUCCUUCGGUUAGUCGAACAAUUGAAACAGAUUGGGGAUAUUAUACAGAAAAUCAAAAAAUGCCCGGUAUUGUUGACCCUACUAAAGAAGUAUUAAAUAAAGGAAUUAAUUAUUCACGUGGCAAGGUUAUUGGAGGAUGCAGCACUGUGAAUGCAAUGAUUUAUACACGAGGUCAAAAAGCUGAUUACGAUCUUUGGGCUGCUCAAGGUCCCGAAUACAAAAUUUGGGAUUAUGAUCACUGUCUCGAAGCUUAUAAAGCGGUUGAAAACAAUACGCGUAAAAGUCCUGAUGAAGAAUUUAAAAAAUAUCAUGGGUUCAAUGGUUUGCUUUAUGUACAAGAUGGACAAAAUGAUUUCGAUGAUAUUAUAAAAGAUGUUAUCAAAGUUGUAAAAAAUCUUGGAAUUCCCUAUAAUAAUGAUUUCAAUGGCGUUAGACAAAAUGGAGUAGGAAGAUAUCAGCAUACGAUGAAAGAUGGAAAGCGCUUUUCAUUGGCUGAUGGUUAUUUAACAGAUGCAUUAAAAAAAGUUGAGACUUAUCCUCCUUCGAAACCAUUCGAUAUAGGGUCUCCUCAUGGAUUAAGCGAUAAUGCUGCAAAAUUCGUGGCAGUUAAUGUUAAAUCUUUUGCUCACAUGUUGAAUAUUAUUUGGGAUGAAGAAAAGAAAGAUGAAAAUGUUGCAAUUGGCGUGAAAUAUUUUUAUGACGGCAGAGUUCAUAAAUCUUUUAUUGCUCCAAAGGGUGAAGUGAUUAUUUGUGGUGGUGCUUUUAAUAGUCCUCAGAUUUUAAUGCUCUCUGGAAUCGGACCAAAAAAUAAUUUAGAAGAAAAUAAUAUCAAAGUUCGUAAAGAAUUACCGGUCGGACGCAAUUUAUUUGAUCAUCCUUCAUGUUGCAUCACUGCCAAAGUUUCUGUUCCAAAUAGUACUAGUACCUCUCAAUUACAUUAUUCGAGUAGUGGACUGGAACUUGGAAUGUUUUAUAAGGGUGAUAUUAAAGGAAAAGUUCCUAGUCAAGAACAUUUCCUUGAUGAACGUCCUGAUAUUCAAUUUCAUGGGAAAAAAAAUGACGUUCUCACCCUUGUAUCGACUCUUAAUCUUCCAUCAAGUGUUGGUCAUUUGGAAUUACGUAGCUCUAAUCCAUUUAUACAUCCAAAAAUAUUUCUUAAUUAUUAUGAAAAACCUGAUGAUUUAUAUUUAAUGAUGAGCAGUCUUAAAUUGUCACGUGAAAUAUUUAAACAACCUCCGUUAAGUACUGUUUGGGGCGUUGAAUCUGAUGUAGACAAAGAGAUGAGUGAUGAAGAUUGGGAACAUUAUAUUCGUAAAAAGGCAUUCUCAUCAUCCCACGCAUGUGGUACUGUAAAAAUGGCACCAGAAUCUAAAGGGGGAUGUGUUAAUCACCGCCUUCAAGUUUAUGGAACCAAAAAUCUUCGAGUUGUUGAUGCUUCAAUUUUUCCAACUAUUCCAGCCGGUAACCUUAAUGCACCUACCGCUGUGGUUGCAUGGAAAGCGAGUAGAUUAAUCGAGGAAGAUUAUAAAAAUAAAGCAUGAUAAUCAAGAAAGGAUUCUUUUAUUUUACAGUAUAUAACGAAAAGAAAUUAUCGUAAAAAAAAUUCCGCAUAUCUCAAUACAUAUAAUUAAUAAGCGGCUGAAAAUUUAUUUAUAAAAAGCUAAUAACACUUUAUUAAGCGUAUUAAACGU
Molecule: messenger RNA, 1965 nt
Organism: Rhizophagus irregularis DAOM 181602=DAOM 197198
Lineage: Eukaryota; Fungi; Glomeromycota; Glomeromycetes; Glomerales; Glomeraceae
Source: RefSeq, a predicted model, not a curated record